Anarrhichthys ocellatus (wolf-eel) is the source of this 2012-nucleotide messenger RNA. RefSeq names its product adapter protein CIKS-like. The transcript has 10 exons. Gene Ontology annotation, biological process: positive regulation of canonical NF-kappaB signal transduction; humoral immune response. The coding region runs from base 64 to 1419 and encodes 451 amino acids. Lineage: Eukaryota; Metazoa; Chordata; Actinopteri; Perciformes; Anarhichadidae. The record is from RefSeq and is a predicted model, not a curated record.
CAGGAGUGGAAAGAAUCCAGCAGAGAACAGGACUUCAGGCUAUGCUGAGGUAACCUGGUUAAGAUGGAGAAAUCUGAAAAAGCACCAGAACUAAAGGUGUUUUCCACCACAAAUAUGUUGGAAAAUUCCCAUCAACGUUUGAGCCCUGAAGUCACAGUAAACCAAAUAUUUCAUGCUAAUUCACAUCAUGAUGGAUUCCUACCGACCUGUUGCGUGAAUGCAGAUUAUUUCUGCCAAAAUAUAGCAUGUAGAGUCGCGCAGGUGAACGAAGAGUUUAGGAGUCAUCCGACUUGUGAUGCACUGCAUGUAGAGCUGAUGCAGCACAGACAGCCAGGAGACAGAGGAGCUGCUUCUGCCGUGAUGAAUCUCAAUCAUCGCCCUCGUCUUGCAGAGACCAGGGAGGGUGACACCAGAGGAGAGAGCUGCCGACUUGACCGGGUUGAGGAUGAACACAAUUCUCCUCUUCAGAGUGAUGAGGCGGAUCUUGAGCCUCCCUUGCCACUAAGAUCUGAUGAUGAAUGGCCACACUACAGACCCCUUCUACCUCCUCACCACCACAUGAUCAACUACGACCUUCAUCGUAGUAUGGAUGUCAGGUAUUCUGCGGGAGAAGGGCAGUACAACCUCAGUCCACUCAACAUGUACCCUCCUCAGCCAUGUUACCACUUUGCUUCCUCCCUGCCCAGAAGACACUGGGAUGACACACAAAACUGGCUCGGGCAUCAUGGUAACUUUAUGAAUCACAGUGUGGCUCAGGGAAGUGUCUCAGUUAACGUGCCCCAGUUUUCCGUCCCCCCCCUGGAGGGUGUGUCACAGGUCAAAGUGAUGAACCUGAGCUCAGCAGGAGCAGAGGCGUCUGCCUCGCAUCCACAUGAGAAAAAAAGAACCAUCAGCCUGCCUGAUGAGAGCCGAAACGUUUUUAUAACUUAUUCUUCGGACAUUUCUUCAGAGAUAGUCCUCUUUGGAGACUUCCUCACAAACCAAGGUUUUCGACCAGCCAUUGACAUUUUUGACAACCCCAUCAGACCCAUGGAUAUCAACAAGUGGAAUGACGGUUACCUGAAAGAUCCAUCAACCAUGAUUAUCAUUGCCAUCAGUCCAAAGUACAAGGCGGACAUUGAAGGAUCUGUAGUUGAUAGCCAUGGUCUACACACUAAAUAUAUUCACUCCAUGAUGCAGAAUGAAUUCUUUCACCAAGGCAGCUUGAAUUUCAGAUUCAUACCGCUUCUUUUCCUCAAUGCGUCCCAGAAACAUGUCCCAUGUUGGCUUCAGAACACGUGUGUUUACCGCUGGCCGCAGGACACCGAGGAUUUGUUACUGCGGCUACUCAAGGAAGAGAGAUACAUUCCUCCUCCUGUACCUCUGGAGCUCCCCCUCAUCAUCAGGCCUGUGGCCCUCAGUGACGCAGCUACGCUGUAAAGACACACCAGUGCUGUGUUGAUGCGAUUUAAAAUCACUUUAAGUGAUUAACAGCUCAUGUUGUAUCUAAUUUACCUUUUUUUUUUUUUGAUGUUACAAAGACGUUUUUUGUCUGUGUACCUAUACACAACAUGUUCACAACUUUAAAUAACUAUAGGGUGAAUUUUAUGUGAAAUUGACCAGACAUAGAUGUCCGUCAAGGGAUUAGAUUUAUUUGGAACAUGUAACAAAACAAGAAUAACCAAUACAUUUAAAAUAUACAGAGCAAAUUCUGAUUGGUCAAAACUCUACGGUCUGCUGCUAUGAAUGACUAUGGACGCAGUUCUGAUCACGUACACAGCGAGACAAUUUUUCUAUCAAUCAAAUUAUUCUAAAUCAAUAAAAUCAUUUUAAAUGGAAUAUUAUGUGUCAAAGUAUUGAUUUCUUUAGUAGGUAGCUGUGUAAUAAGCAAGAUCAUAUAAAAUUACCAUAGUGUGUCAAUAAAAUGUCAAAAAAGUUGACAGUGAAUGACUGAUUUAACUGUUCAUCAGAGUAAACGCCUGCAGGAAGAAACUGUGAUUGUGUCUGGCAAAAAAAAAAAAUGCACCAACACU